AUGAAAAUAAAGCUUAAAUAUUUUAAUGCUUGGGGAGAAAUGUAGGAUUGCUUCAUUGAGAUCUCCUCAAAGGAAACCUUGUAAGUCCUGAGACUUUAAAUCGAAAGAGUAACCGAAAUAGAUGUAGAUGAUCAACAACUCUUUAUAGUUCACAAUAGAGAAAUUAAGCAAAUAUAAAAAUACGAGUAUUUAAGUUAAAUAAAACUACUUAAUGAGGGUGUUUUAUUUGUUAAAAAUAGCAGAGACUAAUUUAGUGUAAGGGCAUCUCAAAUUUAUCAAAAUGAUUCCUUCGAAUCAACCAAUUAAAAUACUGCCUCAACUCUAAAAAAGUCAAUUCACAAUUCAUUCUCCUAAAGAGACAAGAAUAUCAUAUACAACAGUUUUCUUGCACUCUAAAUCGAAUAAUUUUAUGAGCACAUAUAGAAAAAUUAUUUGGAAGAAGCAAAAAUUUUGCUUUAAUCGCACAUGGAAUAAAAAGAAUUUUUCUUGAAUGAUACUACAUUCUUUGGAUGGUCAGCAUUGCAUGUUUCCAUUUUAGCAGGAUCUGAUAAGCUAUUUUUAUGGUUAUUAACUGAAGGAGCUAAUAUCAAUCUGCAAACUAAGGAUGGUUGGGAUUGUCUGUCUCUAUCAGUUUGUCUAAGACAAAAAACUAGUAUGAAUUUUCAUUUAUUUAAGUUUUUUGCUUAUUGCUUGCUUAACCUAAAUUAAAUGUGAAUCAAUUAGGUAAACACGGGACAGCGUUGCAUUUGGCAGCUCAAAAUGACGACACUGAAUUUGUGUAAUUAUUACUUAAUCAUCCUAAAAUAGAUGUGAAGUAUAUAUAGAAUCAUUAAAUUAAUAGCAUUUUAGAUAAAAAUAAUUGUAGGGCCAUCGAAAUUGCACGAAAUAAAACGAAAUAAUUAUUAAAAUAUGAAAAUGAGUUAAAGAUUGUUCAAAGUCAUAGAACUUCAUUCAUUUCUUCUAUGAUUGGAAUUAGUUUAGACAAUCUCAUGAAAGAUGUAAAUUUAUAUCAAAUUACUUAGAGACUUUCAUUAUAAAUAAACCCUAACGACCACCAAUACUCAAGGGAAAGAUUUUUAAAGUAAAUUACUUCAAAUUAAGAAUGUAUGAACGAUAUAUGAUUGUUGAUCCAGACACAGAUUCUAUUGCUAAAUUUAAAAACAUUUAAGACAUUCCACACAAUCCUAAGUACUUUUCAUUUCUAAACUUAGUUAAAUCAUACCCUUAGAAAGUGUUUAUGAUAUCAAAGUAUCUAAAGAUGAGUGGUUUUAGGAGGAUGAUUAUUUUUAUUUGGAAAUCAAAUACUUCUCCAAACAUAUCUUCAUUGCACUGAAGAGCAAAGAUGCUGCUAGAAGAUGGUAUGAAGGUUUAAAAAAUUGUGUUGGCUAUUCUCGAUACAUUAAACAGAAUAUAAAAUCUCCGGAGGAACAAAGGUUAGCAUAAAGAGCCUUUGGUUUAAUGAUGGCUAAACCCAAUUCGAUCAUUAAUAUUGAAGAUUGCAAAGUGGAAGAUCACUAGCAGUCUAAAUAAAAAUAAGCAACUCAAAAAAAAAAAUAGAAUUCUGAUUUGAAUAGUGUCAGUGAAGAAGUUUCAGAAAUUGAUAUUAUCAUAGAAAAGAGCAAUUCCUAAAGUAUUUAAGAUAAAAUUAACCUUUCGAGCUUUCAAAUCAUUGAAAUGAUAGGUAAAGGGAGCUUUGGAAAUGUAUACAAAGCUAAGUAUAAACAUAUUAAUUGUGCUAUAAAAUAGCAAGAAAAAGAUAAACUAAUUAGAAAUGGCUAUCUCAAAUACAUAAUCUCGGAAUUACAGAUUCUGAGAACAAUCAAACAUCCCUUUAUUGUUAAAUUGUAUCUAUCUUUCCAAGUAUUAAUAAUAUUCUAAUAAACAAGACUCAAUUCUAUUUAUAUAUAGUGACAGAAUUAUGUCCAGCAGGAGAUCUAUCGAAGUAUAUGACUAGAGGGUAAAUCUUGAAUGAAUAUACUGCCAAAUUUAUAAUAGCUUAAAUUAUUCUAGCCAUCGAAUACCUACAUUCAUAAUAAAUUAUAUAUAGAGAUUUAAAACCUGAAAACAUUCUGAUUGAUUAAGAGGGGUAUAUUAAACUAACUGAUUUUGGAUUAUGUAAAUAGUUCGAUGGAAAUGACUUUACAGCCACUAGUUUUUGCGGAUCCCCUGCCUACCUACCUCCAGAAUUGGUCUCAGGAGGAGUAUCUUUAAAAGCCACUGACAUCUAUUAAAUUGGAACUAUCCUGUAUGAAAUGUUAACAGGUUACCCACCAUUUUAUUCUCAAGAUUUAAAGAGUUUAAUGGAAAAGAUCAAAUAUGGUAUUACAUAAUUCAUUAGUUAGAUUCAUUAUUUAUACCUAAAAAUAUAAGUUUGGAAGCAUAGGAUCUAUUAAAACGGAUGCUCAAAAAGGACCCUGAAGAACGAUUGGGAUACAACGAUGUCUCCGUAUUGAAGAAGCAUAUGUUCUUCGCUGAAAUCGACUGGGAUCGAUUAUAUACCAAGCAGUAUAAGCCUCCUCGUCUAGUUUUUUAUGCUCAACACAAUAUUUUCAGAGAUGGAUAAUAAAUCAAUAAAGAAGAUAAUGUAAAUUCAUAAUAUAAGUCUUAGAAAAUCUUAGAUCUAGAUUAUUAAGAGGAUGAUGAAAGACUCAACUUCAUAGAGAAUUGGGACUCAUCAUAUAUAUGA
Molecule: messenger RNA, 2686 nt
Organism: Paramecium octaurelia
Lineage: Eukaryota; Ciliophora; Oligohymenophorea; Peniculida; Parameciidae
Source: the annotation of a GenBank genome assembly